AUACACAUAUUCGGGUAGUUUAUAAACAAUAACGAAAAGAUAAAGUGAUUUUUUGUUUCGUAUAAUAUUUUAAACGGACACUUAUUUAUAUUAAGCGAAUAAGAUUUAAUUACAAUAACAGCAAAAAAAAUGAAUUCCACAGAAGUUUCGAAUGUGCGUGCUGUGUAUGAUAAUUCAGUGAAUAAAAAUUUAAAAACAAAUGUUCAUCGGCCACAAUCACCACGACAAUUUUUUGAACGAAUUUACGGUCAUUUAGAACACUCAUCCAAUAACAAUGAGGUUGACGUGAAUAUUAUAAAACCAAUUUCGCCGCUAGCAAGUGAAAUAAGUUCGUCACCAGAUUUACUUGAUAGGAAGCACCACAUCGUCGACAGUUCGGGUUUGGAAAAUCCAUUGGAUAUCGGAUUUAACAUGCAACACAUGGGCUCCAUGAAUUUUCUUUCACCCAGUUUCAAUCAAUUCAGACCAAUAUUGGGCUUAACUGAUCAUCAUCUACCAGCUGGGUUGACUGCUUUCCUAGCCAGACGUCGACGAAAGGAAGGUCGACCCCGACGACAACGCACCACAUUUAGCAGCGAGCAAACACUACGGCUGGAAGUGGAAUUUCAUCGAAACGAGUACAUAUCGCGAGGCAGACGUUUUGAAUUGGCAGAAAGUUUGAGAUUGUCCGAAACGCAGAUUAAAAUUUGGUUUCAAAAUCGAAGAGCCAAGGACAAACGCAUUGAAAAGGCUCAGAUUGAUCAACAGUACAGGAAUUUUGCUGUCGCUAAUGGUUACAUGUCUUCGAUUCCAUAUUCACCGAUCGUACCAAGCGUCAAUCUAACAUCAGUUCAUUCGACCGAAACACAGUUUUAUGGAUCAGAUACAAUAAAAUCAAAUGACUUACAUUGUGAUAAGCCGGCAUUAAUAUCACAUCUACCGAAUAUUACCACAUAAUGGACUUAGCACGAACAAAAUAUUUAUUGUAAAAUUAGAUUUUAUUUUCACCGAUUGAUGUAAGCCCAAAUAAAUUUAAAAAAA
Bradysia coprophila is the source of this 1020-nucleotide messenger RNA. Its product is annotated as homeobox protein rough-like. The record is from RefSeq and is a predicted model, not a curated record. Gene Ontology annotation, biological process: regulation of DNA-templated transcription. NCBI's taxonomy places the organism in Eukaryota, Metazoa, Arthropoda, Insecta, Diptera, Sciaridae. Gene Ontology annotation, molecular function: DNA-binding transcription factor activity, RNA polymerase II-specific; DNA binding.